GACUCUCCUCCGGAACCUGCCAGUGUCUCCUCGAGCCAAGGCGCCAUGAGUUGUCAGAUGUCGUGCAAACCCAGGGGACGAGGCAGCGGCGGCGGGGGCGGUGGAUUCCGGAGCUUCAGCAGUGGCUCAGCGGUGGUCUCUGGUGGGAGCCGCAGGUCCGGCUCCAGCUUCUCGUGCCUGAGCCGCCAUGGCGGCGGCGGCGGCGGCGGCGGCGGCUGCGGCGGAGGGGGCUUUGGCAGCCGGAGUCUCGUGGGCCUCGGCGGGAGCAGGAGCAUCUCCAUGAGCGUGGCUGGAGGAGGUGGCAGCUCUGGUGGAUUUGGGGGCAGAGGCGGCGGCUUCGGCGGCGGCUUCGGCGGCGGCAUCGGUGGCGGCUUCGGCGGCGGCAUAGGAGGUGGCAUCGGAGGUGGCAUCGGAGGUGGCAUCGGCGGCGGCAUUGGUGGUGGCUUCGGUGGAGGCCUCGGUGGCUUCGGCGGUGGUGGUUUUGGUGGCGGCGGAUUUGGUGGAGGCCGUUUUGGAGGUCCUGGGGGAUCCGGGCCUGGAGGAUUUCCUGGUGGCGGCAUCCACGAAGUGUCCAUCAACCAGAGCCUCCUGCAGCCGCUGAACGUGAAAAUUGACCCCGAGAUCCAGAAUGUGAAGACCCAGGAGCGGGAGCAGAUCAAAACGCUCAACAACAAAUUUGCCUCCUUCAUUGACAAGGUGCGGUUCCUGGAGCAGCAGAACCAGGUGCUGCAGACCAAGUGGGAGCUGCUGCAGCAAAUGGAUGUCGGCACCCGCUCCACCAACCUGGACCCUCUGUUUCAAGCCUACAUCGCCCAGCUGAAGAAAUACGUGGAUUCACUCAUUGCAGAAAGAACGUCACAAAAUUCCGAGCUGAGCAACAUGCAGGAUCUUGUUGAAGAUUUUAAGAAGAAGUACGAGGAUGAGAUCAACAAACGCACAUGUUCUGAGAACGAUUUUGUGACACUCAAAAAGGACGUGGACAACGCCUACAUGACCAAGGUAGAGCUGCAGUCCAAGGUGGACGUGAUGAACCAGGAACUUGAGUUCCUGAAGAUCCUCUUUGAUGCGGAGCUGUCCCAGCUGCAACAGAACGUCACCGACACCAAUGUCAUCCUGUCCAUGGACAACAACCGCUCCCUGGACCUGGACAGCAUCAUCGCCGAAGUACAGUCCCAGUAUGAGGAGAUCGCCGAGAGGAGCAAGACCGAAGCCGAGGCCCUGUACCACAGCAAGUAUGAGGAGCUCCAGGUCACCGCUGUGAAACACGGGGACAGCCUGAAGGAGGUCAAGAUGGAGAUCAGCGAGCUGAACCGCAUGAUCCAGCGGCUGCAAGGCGAGAUCGCCCACGUGAAGAAGCAGUGUAAGAGUGUGCAGGACGCCAUCGCCGACGCCGAGCAGAGGGGAGAUCACGCCCUCAAGGACGCCCAGGGCAAGCUCACCGGGCUGGAGGAGGCCCUGCAGCAGGCCCGGGAGGACCUGGCCAAGCUGCUGCGCGACUACCAGGAGCUGAUGAACGUCAAGCUGGCCCUGGACAUGGAGAUCGCCACCUACAGGAAGCUGCUGGAGGGCGAGGAGUACAGGAUGUCUGGAGACCUCAGCAACAACGUGACCGUGUCGGUGACGAGCAGCACCAUUUCGUCGAACGUGGCAUCCAGGGCCGGUUUGGGAAGCCAUGGCUCUGGAGGCAGAGGGCCCGGCUCUGGAGGAGGAGGAUUCAGCUCCGGAAGCUCUGGAGGCAGAGGGUCCGGCUCCAGAGGAGGCAGUGGAGGAGGCUAUGGCUCUGGCGGUAGCUCCAGAGGAGGCUCUGGCUCUGGAGGGGGCUCCUAUUCUGGUGGGGGUUCCUAUUCUGGAGGAGGCUCUUAUUCUGGAGGGGGCUCCAGAGGAGGCUCUGGAGGGGGCUCCUAUUCUGGAGGCGGUUCCUGUUCUGGAGGGGGCUCCAGAGGAGGCUCAGGAGGAGGCUCCUAUUCUGGAGGGGGCUCCAGAGGGGGCUCUGGGUCUGGCGGGGCGUGCAGCUCUGGAGGGGGCACAAGAGGAGGUUCUGGGGGUGGCUCUAGAGGCGGCUCCGGAGGGGGAGGCUCCAGCUCUGAAAGGGGAGGGUCUGGGGAGGGCUGCGGCUCCAGCGUGACCUUCUCCUUCAGAUAGACGGCUCCCUGCCUGACUGCCCUGUCUCAGAAUGUAGAAACCCGUCUCUGCACCUCUAGUCGACAGCAAGUCAAACGCUGCCACCCACCUCUGUUGGCAUUUGGGGGAAGCGAUACCCGCACUUGCUUUCGAAAUAGCUUCUUUCUAAGCCAAUGGGUCGGAGCCAGCGACACCCUCUGUCCCCUGGGGAAGACUCUGCACCGUCUGGCUUUGUGGGUGCAGCCCAGCAUCCCCCCUUCCCCCUCCUUGCACCCCCCCCACUUCGUGGUCCUUGCCAGCAAGUAUUUUGUCGAGGACCCCAUCUUAAAACCUGCAUCUCUCCCCAGAAAAGCCGAGUUUCUGUGUAUAGUUUGCCUCGCUGGCUCUGUGUCUCGACGGCUGUGCUUUGGUGUGUGUACAAUAAACUUCAUUUGC
Molecule: messenger RNA, 2556 nt
Organism: Condylura cristata (star-nosed mole)
Lineage: Eukaryota; Metazoa; Chordata; Mammalia; Eulipotyphla; Talpidae
Gene: KRT2
Product: keratin 2, type II
Exons: 9
Coding region: 46-2142 (698 amino acids)
Biological process (GO): intermediate filament organization; keratinization
Cellular component (GO): keratin filament
Molecular function (GO): structural constituent of skin epidermis
Source: RefSeq, a predicted model, not a curated record